AAGGGCCCUUUGUGACACAUCCUGAUAUAGGUGUUUGUCGUCAACGCGGCCGCGCCACAGUGCUCGGAGCACGCGUCUGGUCAGGACGGGAGAGAGCGGUGCUGUGAGGAGUCGCCUCGCAGCCAACUCGUUCGUUGCUGACCCGAAGCAAUUCCGAGAGUUCUUUUUCUUACAAGUUCCCUCGAGGCCAAACCACAGGAGUCGGUGACCCGGAGGUUUUUCCGAGGCAUCCGCACUCCCUGUGGGAGUGGCCCUCGAGGCCAGGCCACGGGCCUUGGUGACCCGGAGCUUUUCUGGGCAUCACCAGUGCCUGUGGAAGGUGCCUACGAGGCCAGACCACGGGACUUGGUCACCUGCAGUCCCUGUGGAAGGUGUCCUCGAGGCCAGACCACGGGACUUGGUCACCUGCAGUCCCUGUGGAAGGUACCCUCGAGGCAAUUUUGUGAGAUUUGCCCACCAGGGUAUUUUCCAAGGCAUCUCUCGUGCAAGUUCCCUUGAUACCACACUGUGGGAUGGCGGGGAGAUGCUUCAGCCUGUUCAGGCUGCUGAGGAGGAAGAACAGGAGAGGCCCAGGGGUGGCCCCAGCACAGCAAGCUGAGGAGCCCCUGCAGCAGGAUCCAGGCCAGGAGCGGAGAGAGGAGCAGGACCGCCCCCGUGGCCGCUUCCGCAGAGCAGUUCAGAGGUUGCUGAAAAUCAUGCGCAUUCGGCGUACAACACCCAGGACCACAGCACCUGAGCUCAUGGCAGAGCCUGACACCAGGCCAGCUGAGCUCAAGGAGAAGCCUGAUGGCAGCACCGCGCUGAUUGAUUGCAUGGCAACCUCUGACACCGCUGUGACCGAGGACACGGCCAACCCUGACACUGCACUGGCCGAUCUCACCAUGAAGGAUGACACUGAACUGAGUCAUUGCACAGCAAAGCCUGACACCGCUUUGGCUGAAGACACAACCGGCUCUGACACCGCAGCCACAGAUGUCAUGGCCAAGGCCGACAUGGCGCCGAUGCCAAUUGAUGGCACAUCACACUCUGACGCGGCACCAAUGGACGGCACAGCAAAGCCUGACACCGCUUUGGCUGGUGACACAACCGACUCCAACACUGACCUUGUGGCACAGGCUGACAUCACACCGAUGCCGACUGAGGGCACAGCAAGCUCUGAUGAGGCACCGAUGGAUGACGCAGCAAACCCUGAGACUGCCACGACUGAUGCUGAAACCACAACAAGGGAUCUCAUGGCAGAGAGUGACACCACGAGUGAGGGCAUCGGAAACACUGACACCACGCCAGCUGAGAGUGUGACUGAUGCUCCCAAUCUGCACUUUUUGGAGGGGAAAGGUGUCUCCAGUUGGAAGCCAGUGCCGGCCAUCGUUUGGUCCAUCCACCACGACCUCACGUUCCACGUGUCUCCGCACACUGACAUCUGCAGGCUCGCUGAGGCACACCCACUUGAUGUGGUGAUGACUCUCCUGCGCUGUGCCCCAGAGUGUGACAGAGCUGCUGCAAUGAUGUGGAGAAGCAUCGGCUCCUCGGGAACAACAGUGGAGAAGGUGCUGCCGGUACUGCUCAGAGCAAUGGAGGAUUGGCCAGUGCAUGGAAUGUCCACCUCCGAUGGUGACAGCAGAGAUGUCUUUGCCCUGGCUGCAACCCUGGCACUGUGGCUGAUCAUCCAGGAGCCCAAGUGCCAGGAUGCAGUCAUGAAUUACGUCCCCCACCUGCUCGUGGCUCUGCUGUUCCAAGUGUCCAUGAGCACAGAGCAGGUGCCAGAAGAGGUGAACAGCUUCUGGAGGGGAUGCCUGGAGCAACACCGCCUUCCCACCCAGCCCAAGAGGUUUUUGGUCCAGACCAUCAAGGCCCUGCUGUGCCGGCUGCAGUGGGAUAAUGAGGUGGUGUCAGUGGAGCGCAAGUGUGGCUGGGACACGCUCGUCUGUGCUGACACCCAGCACUAUGCAGUGGGGCUGCUGGCCAGGGAGAUGUGCCACGUCUUGGUCCCUUUCUAUUCCCCCAUGGCAAUCCACCUGCUGGGGCUGCUCAGCACUGAGGACCCUCGUUGGGAGCUGCCUGCCCUGGCCCUCCUUGUGGAGGUCCUGGACUAUCUGGAUGGGAGUAAAUAUCAUGACAGGGUCCUGCCCAUCCUGUCGAGGAACCUGCAGAGCCAGUGCCCAGAGAGGCAGCGCCUGGCACUCAGAGGCCUCCUGGUGCUUGCUGUGGAUCCCUCAAUGGCCCAAAGCAUCUGCAGCCUGUCCCAACACCUCCUGGAGCUGCUGCCUGAUGCAGACGGAGAGCUGGUCAUGAUGACCCUCUCUGUGUUUGAGAGUGUGCUCCGGGAUGAAGACAUUCGGGCAUUCAUCUCCACUGCCCCCAAGCUGGCUGAGGCGCUCCGGCCACUCUUUCACAAUGACAACACCCACGUGCAGCUGCUCUCCAUUCGCCUCUUCCGAGAGGUGAUGGAGGUGCUGGCGGAAGAGGGAACACAGCUCUUGGAGACACAGGUGCACCAGAGCCUGGUCCCACUCUUCAUCCAUGGGCAUGACGAGAAUCAGUGCGUGGCAGAGGCCUCUCGAGAAGUGCUGCUUUGCGCUGCAAGGUUCCUCAAGAGAAGGGACCUGGAGAAGCUGCUGAGGAAAGAGCAGCACUUCAAGUUCUGUGAUUGCCUGAUGGACAAGGACGUGAGCCGAAGAGCCGAGCACCUGCACCAGGCCCUGCCCUACCUACAGAGCCCACAGCAGCCCCUGCGAGAGGCGGCCGUCAGGUUCAUGGGGAUCGCUGCCUGGCACAUGAAAGACCUGCAGCUCCUCAUGAGGGCCUUUGAAGCCAUGAGCCAAGACGACUGCCCGUCCUACUGCACCAUGCGGACUGAAUUCUUGUCCGCUUUUAGACGGGCAGUAACAAAGUAAUCUCCAGCCACACAACCAGCGUCCCUCCAACAGCACCGGGAGACCAAGGGACGAGACCACUUCUCAGCAGAGCUGGAGAUUCAGCUGAUGCUGGGCCCAACUGAGCCAGUCGGCAAGGCCAGGCAGCUCCUGGCCUGCCCACCUCUAUGGACAGCCCCUUCCCAAACCUUCCCUUCCCAAACCUUCCCAAACCUUCCCAAACCUUCCCUUCCCAAAUCUUCC
This is a messenger RNA of Chiroxiphia lanceolata (lance-tailed manakin), 3116 nucleotides long. Its product is annotated as maestro heat-like repeat family member 5. Gene Ontology annotation, cellular component: cytoplasm. The transcript is spliced from 15 exons. The coding region runs from base 513 to 2894 and encodes 793 amino acids. The record is from RefSeq and is a predicted model, not a curated record. Lineage: Eukaryota; Metazoa; Chordata; Aves; Passeriformes; Pipridae.